AUUUUGCAGAUUACUAAUUUUAUUUUGCAAUGGAAUCUCUAGAAGGUGAUAACAGCCAUUCUAGUUCCAGUGAUGCUGGUAUGGAUUUAGACACGGCUAGAGAUGCAGAGGCUACUGAGGCUGCAGAAGAGAGAGAGUCACUUGAUGUGGCUCUUGAACAAGAACCAAUUGCUGAUGAAGAUGUGGCAGAAGUCAAUGAUGAGAGCAAUUUGGGUCUCAAAUUUCCUCUGGCCCGAGUAAAGAAAAUCAUGAAAGCUGAUCCUGACCUUCAUCUGGCCAGCCAAGAUGCUGUUUUCCUCAUUGCCAAAGCAACUGAGCUUUUUGUGGAGGUAGUUGCUGAGUCAGCUCACCAUCACACCAUGAAAGCAAACCGCAAGACCAUCUCAGGCCGAGAUGUUAUGUCCUGCAUAGAGCUUAUUGAUGCCUUGGCUUUUCUGGAUGGUGCCCUCAAUGAUUGAUGUUAAAAAUAGAUUAUAGAGCUUCAAUAUUCACUUUUACAGUUGUCAGAUUCUUGAACUAUCUUAACAUCUCCAAUAACUAUGUUAUUGAUAACUCAUUUGUUUUCAGUUGCAUUACAUCCUUCUUUUUCAUAUUUUCAUGUACCAUGCUUCAUCUUUAAUUACUUGCUCUUCUAAGCCAUUAGAAACAGUUUAUUUUUUACUAUUCUAUGAAAUGUUGAAUGAUGAAUCACUUGACUAGCUUUUGCCAUAUAAUAUCACUAAAGGAAAAUAUAUUUAGGUAAAUGUGAGACAUUUGAUGUUGUUCAAACAGCAGCAAAAUAUGUUGUAGUGUUAUGAUUAAUUUUUAUUUUUGAGAUAGCAAAUGCAUACAAAUCCCCAGUAAAUACAUUUUUUACUAAGGGUGUUCAACAAUCAAAAAGUUAUUCAUCUGAAGUAAAAACUGAGAAUAACUAAGUAAGAGUUUGAUAGCAAAGAAAAUGCCAAGUAACUGAUAAAUACUUGGGAAUAAUUCCUUUUUAAAUAAUAACAUAAUAACCUAUCAACUGUUUAAUUUCUGUUGUUGAAUGUUCUGCUUGUUUCAAAUGUUUGCAAUAUUUGUACUAAGAAAGUUUGAAAAUGACCUCCCAUUUGUAAAGGAGGUUUUCCAUUCCUAAGGGGAUUUUUCAGUAACAUUUUAUUGAGUUCUUGAGCUCAUCAAUAUUUGUGAAUUAUUUCAUUUUCUCCAUGUUAUUUUUUUAUUUGAUUGAAUUUUUCUAGAAAUAUUUUCUUAUAAAUAUAUCUAGGUUAUUACCUCCAUAUUAAGUAUGGUGUGAAGGAUCAAUAAACAAAGAGAAAAAAAAAAAUUCUAAGUUUUGUACUAUUGCAUAUCACGAGUAUGUCAAAAUUCCCUGCCAAAAACAGAUACUUUUAUUUCUGUUUAGUGUUUGUUGCCAUUGUUUGGUUAAUGUGCUUUUUUUUCUUUCACUCAGCAGUUUCAGCUCUAAAAUAAUUAUAUUUUCUUAUGUGUUCAGCCUGUUGAUAAUUUUGUACUCUACAACACCAGAGUACCUCGUGAGGGCUGUGAAUGAAUCAGAGUAAUUAUUUUCAUUGCUUUAUUAUUUUGGCUAUUAAGCAAAUACCACAUUGCCUGUUGUAAAGUUGAUUGUACCAGGUUAUUAUCAACAGCCGCAGCAUCUUGAUAUUAUGGAUGAUUGCACUCUGAUGCUGUUGAUUGCACCCUGACGCCGUUGAUUGCGCCCUGAUGCCGUUGAUUGCGCCCUGACGCUGUUGAUUGCACCCUGAUGCCGUUGAUUGUACCCUGACGCUGUUGAUUGCACCCUGAUGCUGUUGAUUGUACCCUGACGCCGUUGAUUGCGCCCUGAUGCCGUUGAUUGCGCCCUGACGCUGUUGAUUGCACCCUGAUGCCGUUGAUUGCUAACCCACGCUGUUGAUUGCACCCUGACGCUGUUGAUUGCACCCUGAUGCCGUUGAUUGCACCCUGACGUCGUUGAUUGCUCCCCGACCUUUUCAUUCAAUUGAAACGCCUUUGGUUUGCUGAAAAAUUAUUACGCUCCGUGCCUUAUAGUGGUAUUUAUAAUCGUAACUUAUUCUCUAAAACAAUGAUAAAUCGCUGCUUUUUUGGUCAAAGACAUUUUUUUUCAAUAUCUUGCGAGUCCUUGCUUCAGUAUAUAUAUAUAUAUAUAUAUAGCCCAAGAGUUCCAUGUGAUACUACUACCUAUCUACUUAAAUGUUAGUCAAGUCUUUCAUAUAACGACUAAUCAGUUUUCUUUCUUGACUACGUUUCAAGAUAAUAGAUUUGAUAGCAAAUUCGAACUAUUUUUGGCCUACUGUAAGAGUGGUGUUAUCUUUCGUUUAUUUCUUGUAUCAAAGUAAUCAUGUGAUGUGUAUUUAUGUUUAUAUAGAGAUAAACAUAGCGCCUCUGGGCCGGUUUUCUAGCUUGCCCUCAGCUGCAAGGAGUUGUAAAUGAAAAUGUCAUUUACUAGAACUUCGUUUAGAUACUAUUUGGUUGAAAUAUUGUAAUACAAGAAAAGCUGCUAGAUGUUUCAAGGAAUAUUUUUUUGA
Hyalella azteca is the source of this 2522-nucleotide messenger RNA. Its product is annotated as DNA polymerase epsilon subunit 4. Gene Ontology annotation, cellular component: epsilon DNA polymerase complex; nucleus. NCBI's taxonomy places the organism in Eukaryota, Metazoa, Arthropoda, Malacostraca, Amphipoda, Hyalellidae. The transcript has 2 exons. Gene Ontology annotation, molecular function: protein heterodimerization activity. Bases 30 to 458 code for a protein of 142 amino acids. The record is from RefSeq and is a predicted model, not a curated record.